UGUCAUUAAACUGCCAAUGAUGUACCUUAUUUGACGUUUGUUAAUUUUCGCGAUUUGUUGGCAAAGCGUUUGCGCCAAUGUAACCAGUUAAGUUAUGAGUUGGAAAUAGUUUAGAGGUGCUGGUUAUUGAAAUAAAAUUCAGUUACUUAAUGUUUAUUGAAAGCUUUACUACGCGUGGCAUGUAAUAGUUUUCUCAUUUGUGUAACACAAACCAUAUUUUCUUUUUGAAAAAUUGCAAUUUAUGGAGUUUUUUUCGAGAUAUGAAAAAUAAAGAUUUAAAAUGUCGAACAUCAUCAACACCGGAGAAAAUUUUACUAUCAUUCCUCCAACGGAAACUCUAGCUCCAUCUACAAACGCACAAUGUUCUACUUAUACAUUUCCGGAACCGACCCGAUCACCUGAAACUAGAGGUCAUCUUCGCAGCGUAAGUCAUGGGGGUAGCAGUUCCGCCGUUGUAGUAGGUCGGUCGGCUAUGAAAGGUGCGCGCGGUCAUCAAAGAGCUCUAUCUCAAGGGCAAAUGUUUGAUUCCAGCGGACCACCUCAUAAACCAGGUCAUAGCAGAGUUGGGUCGAAAACAGAUUUUAUAUUACCUCCUGGACAUAAAGAGUCCGAUGCAACUCCAGCGCCUAGAGGAUCCGUGAAAUCGGGACACUCGAGACAGGCUUCUAGAUCCGAUUCCAUUUACACAUUAAGAAGAUCUGCUCCACCACCGUUAUGGAGAAGAGUGCUUUGCGCCAUAAUCCGCCGUUCUCCAAAAAACGAAGAUAUCGAAGAACGUUACCGUAUAGUUGUUCCUAAUCACAUAGUGCCCCCAAAAACACCCCGUAAAGAACAUCCGAACGGUCGUAGACCUAAUAAUAGUAUCAGGACUACAAAAUAUACGCUUCUUUCGUUCCUUCCGCGUAAUUUACUCGAACAGUUCCACAGAGUGGCGAAUUUGUAUUUUAUUUUUAUCGUUUUGCUCAAUUGGUUUCCGGCAAUAAAUGCGUUCGGUAAAGAAAUCGCAAUGGUUCCGGUGAUGUUCGUGCUCGGAGUUACAGCCGUUAAAGACUUGUUCGAAGAUCGUAGGAGACAUUCUAGUGAUAAGAGGAUUAAUAAUUCCACAUGUAGAAUAUAUAAUAGUGAAGCCUGUCGGUACAAAAAAGUAUUGUGGAAAGAAGUCAGAGUUGGUGAUUUGAUACAUUUAUCAAACAAUGAAGUUGUCCCAGCUGACAUUUUAUUAUUACGAUCUAGCGAUACUAGUGGCCUGUGUUACAUCGACACCGGUCACUUGGAUGGUGAAACUAACCUCAAACAAAGACAAGUUGUUAGAGGAUUUGUUGAAAAGCAAAAUUUUUUCGAGCCUAAUAAAUUUAGAAGUACGGUGGAAGUAGAAGCUCCUACGACAAAAAUCUAUAGAUUUCAUGGUGCAAUCGUUCAUCCAGAUGGAAGCAGAGUACCUGUUGGAACUGACAAUUUAUUAUUAAGAGAGUGCCUUUUGAAAAAUACAGAUUUUAUUGAGGGAAUCGUUGUUUAUGCAGGUCAUGAAACUAAAGCAAUGUUAAAUAAUGGGGGUCCCAGAUAUAAGCGAUCUUCAGUAGAGAAGCUAAUGAAUCAAGAUGUGAUUUGGUGUGUGCUUAUAUUAAUUUUAUUAUGCGUAUUAGGAGCAGUCGGAUGUAAAAUUUGGAUCAGUUCCUAUAACGAUUUACAAGCGCCUUACAAAGAAAGUGAUAGUGCUUCGGGAGAAGCUUUCUUAACUUUUUGGACUUUUAUUAUUAUUUUACAGAUUAUGAUUCCUUUAUCAUUAUAUGUAACCUUAGAAAUGUGUAAGAUUAUACAAGUAUAUCAUAUCCAUAAUAAUACUGAUCUCUAUGAUCCCGUCACGGACAAGAGAACUGAAUGUCGUGCCUUAAAUAUAACCGAAGAACUUGGUCAAAUCCAAUAUAUUUUUUCUGACAAAACUGGUACACUAACAGAAAACCGAAUGAUAUUCCGAAGAUGUGCCAUAGCAGGAUUGGAUUAUGAGCAUGUUCUUGAAAAUGAAGGAAAUGGGAGCGGUGAAACAUCAAAUCUAUGUUGUUCUGUUGCUGUGAAUAGUAGACUUAUGUCAGAAUUAGGUGGGAUUUUCGCAGAUCAAGUUUCGAUCUCUAAUAACAAUCAUUCUUCUCGGAUUGAAGAAUUCCUAUUAUUGUUAGCAAUUUGUAAUACAGUUGUUUGCGCAAAACAUCCACAUCAUGAUUUAAUGAAUGCAAGCGGUGUCAUCGAGGAUACUUCUUUCGAUAAAUUAGAACAGAACUCCAGCGAGAAUAGUUCCACUAGUACUGCAUCACAAUCUGUAACAUCAAAUGACAAGUACAGUCGCUUGGAAGAAUCGCGUUCGGUAACUCCGUCCCCACCAUUAAAUUCCUAUUUAUUUGAUUCUAAGAGGCAUCAACAUGUUCCUACCCUUUCUCCUAUAGACUCUAUAGAAUCAUCACCUUCGUUUGAAACACCACAGACUGAUGUUACUGUUUCUAAGGCUAAUCGACCUAAAUUGCUCAAUAUACCAUCCAUAAAUUUCCUUAAAAAAGGUACGAAUUUGACUGAUGAACAAAAAGCAAAAUUAAAUGUAUCUGUGACACCAUCACCUUAUGAUCGUAAACCAAUUUUUGAAGCAGAAAGUCCAGAUGAAUUGGCAUUAGUAGAUACUGCCUACAAUUAUGGAAUAAAACUUAUCAAAAGAACUCCGACUUUUGUUAAUAUUGAAACUCCCGAUAAGGGAAAACUGCAUUUUGAAAUUCUGAAUGUACUAUCUUUUGAUUCUGUACGAAAGAGAAUGAGUAUCAUUGUGAAGCAUCCGUUAACAAAGCAGAUCAUCAUGUAUACAAAAGGAGCCGAUUCAGCAAUCUUGCCACAAUUAACCCCUGUUGAGGAUGAUUCUGAACAGAAAUUGAUAAUAAAUAGAACACAACAACAUUUAAAUAAUUACUCUAGGGAAGGUCUUCGGAUUUUAGUAAUGGCAAAACGUGUUUUGGCUCAACAUCAAUAUGACGAAUGGCAUCGAAAACAUCAAGAAUUAGAACUUAGUUCAGACAAUUUAGAAAGAAAAAUAAGAGACAGUUACUGCAGUAUUGAAACUAAUCUGACUUUAUUGGGAGCUACAGGUAUUGAAGAUAGGCUACAAGAGGGAGUUCCAGAGACUCUUGCAAAUAUAAUUUCAGCAGGAAUAGUAGUGUGGGUGUUAACAGGAGAUAAACCGGAAACGGCAAUCAAUAUAGCUUAUUCAGCAAAAUUAUUUUCUCCUCAAAUGGAACUAUUAAAAAUUAUGGCACGAUCCAAAGAAGCCGCAGAAAGAACUAUUCAUUUUUACUUGGCAGAUAUAGAACGUCAGGAAAAAGAAAGGCAAGAUGACAGUAGGAUACAGCCCUUAAAUAGUAUUGGGUCUUCACAAAUCUCAAAUAAAUCUAAAACUAGAGCUUUGGCUGUUGAUGGAAAAACUUUAACUUUUAUUUUAGACAGGCGAGCAAAUCUUACAAAACCAUUUUUAAAACUGACAACAUACUGUAAUUCAGUAUUGUGUUGUAGAGCCACACCACUACAGAAAGCUUAUAUUGUUAGGGUAGUUAAAGAAGAAUUUAAAAAAAGGACAUUGGCUAUUGGCGAUGGGGCAAAUGAUGUGUCGAUGAUUCAGACUGCCGAUGUUGGCAUUGGCAUAUCAGGUCAAGAAGGUAUGCAAGCUGUAAUGGCUGCAGAUUUUGCAUUACCCAGGUUCAAGUAUUUGGAAAAGUUUUUAUUAGUUCAUGGUCAUUGGAGCUAUGAUAGACUUUCAAGAAUGGUUUUAUAUUUUUUUUAUAAAAAUGCUGCAUUUGUGUUCCUCUGUUUUUGGUACCAGAUGUAUUGUGGAUUCUCUGGAACAGUGAUGAUCGAUCAAAUGUAUCUUAUGUUAUAUAAUCUAUUAUUCACUUCAUUACCUCCUUUAGCUAUUGGUGUAUAUGAUCAAGAUGCUCCUCAACAAAUCCUCUUGAAGAAUCCAUAUUUGUAUAGUCGGGGACGUUUAGGAAAAGUGUAUAGGUCAUUUUCAUUUUGGUUAACAAUGUUAGACGCACUUUUUCAGAGUACGGUUAUAUUUUUUAUAUGUGAAUACGCUUAUGAUGAUACUGAUGUGGAUGUAUUUGAAUUUGGGACUGCUGCAACUACUUGCUGUAUGUUUGUCAUGCUUUUCCAUGCUUCCAUCGAAAUGCGUUCCUGGACUAUUAUUCAUGCAGCAUCUAUAGUUUUAUCUAUAGGAGCCUUUUACCUCUAUUCCUUAAUAUACAACACCUACUGUGUCAAUUGUUUUGGAUUGCCUAGCACCUAUUGGACGAUUCAAAUAGCUAUGUCAAGACCUACAUAUUGGUUGGUAACUCUAUUAUCCUGUGUAGUGGCUUUAUUACCAAGAGUUUUGUACAGGGUGAGCCAAACACUUUUUUCACCAGAUGAUAUCAUACAAGCAUUAAUUUUCGAGCAAAGAGCAACUAGAAGAGGUGAGACGUUUUUGGUAUCUUGGUCAAGGUCAACAUCCUCAUCCUCUAUAUACAGGUAUCGAGCAGUGUGCAUUUUUGUGUUACUAGUACACUGCUUCAUAUUUUAUUGAAAUUCUUGAAAUGUGUAUAGAAAAUCUGAUAAUACUAUUGUGGCUUGCUCGACAAGGUUUUAUACCAGUGUUUCCCAACGGGGCAGUUUGAUUUUUGAGGGGGGAGAGUCUGAAAUGAACGACACGAGCUUAAGCCUUUCGCUUCUUGCCAAUUAUGUCAUACUAGUUUUCGGAGCUAAAUUUGAAUGUUAUAUAAUUCGGCUUCUUAAAAUUGAUGAAAUAUGUGAAUCCAUAAAUGAUACUUGUGUAUUACAUUAUUCAUUAGGAAAACUUUGUAGCUAAAAACAUCUCAUUCAGCAAUAAAUGUUUUAAUGCUAUUAAAGCUGAUGCUGAUGCAAUGAACAAUUAAAACUCUUGUGAAAGCAAAAGUGAAAAUAUUUGGUUUCAUUAUGUCAGAAACAUUUUAACAACAAAAACUCAUAGAAUUGAAAAAUUAUGAGUCAGUUAAAACUUUAUUUGAUAAAAAAUGAACGAUGGCAUGGCUUUGUAAAUAAAUAGAAAUCACAUACCCAAAUUCAGCCAAAUGCGGAAGAAAAUUGUCGUGACUUUUUCCACAUAUUCAAUUUUCUCAAGCAAACAAUGCAAUUUUUUAAUAUUAAAUAUUAUGUAUGUUGGAUAAGGGAGGCAUAAGAAUUUUAGAAGGGCUAAGGUGAGGCAUAGUACAAAAAAGUAUAGAAAAGGACUAAUCAUAACACUGUUUGUUGUUUUUGUUAAAUUAUUAAUAGACAUUGAAUAAAAUUUCCCUGGCUUUACAAAAUAAAUCUCUCACUAGCAGCGCAGUUGAAAGUGUUUAUUUUAGAUAAGAAGGAGGCAAACCUUGCUCCAGAUUAAACCUCCAUAAAUCGUUCGAGAAGACCGUUUUCGAUAUUGUCUGUGGUAAUGUACAGAGUAAGGCAAGGCGAAAAUUAGGACACUUUACGUGUGAGGUAGCGUGACACGACUCGUACAUGCUACACGUGCUGCUUGGUGAUCUGCAUAUUGAGGCACGUGUUUUCAAAUAGAAAACAGUGGAGUUUGGAUUUGAUUGGCAAUUCGCUACUAGCUGGCAUAAAAAAAUAUCUGAUAUUUUUUACAAUUAAACAAAUUAAUUAUUGUCAUUGCACUUAAGUUUUGAUUCAAAAUCGGAUGAUGCUGAGGAGGAAAUGUUCAAUUCCUUGAUGAGGAAGAAAUUUAAAUCACCUAAUAAAGUUAUUUUAUUAAAGAGAAAAAUAGUGGACAAUUUACAAUUACAACUAAAAUGAGUGAUACUGAUUUUGCUAAUUAUUUCCGAAUGAAUUGAAACCACUUUGCUGAAGUACACGAGAUGAUCUGAUCUAAAGUUCUCUGUGUUCGUUACACCCUCUAUCAACUUUUCGGGACACGUCUGUGAGCUCACGCGUGUCGUUUUAGGUCGCGCUGCAUCAUCAAUUUGCGUCAAUGUAUUCAUUCUUGUAGAUUACAAAACUACGUGCUAUGCUGCAUCACCUCACGCGUGCUAUAAGUGUCCCACGUAAAUUGGAAAUUAUAGUAAUCAAACAUAGGAAAUAAAUUAUUAUCGCAGUAUAUUAACUUUUAAUUGUAAUACCAACAGUUUUGUAGUUAGGAAAUAUAAUCAAUUUUUGCAAUCUAUUAAAUAAUAAGUAUACUAUAGAUUUUUAGAUAAUUAGAGUGUUUUCAAUCAGCUCAGUGGUUACUUUAAAAAUAAACUAGUAUAUAGUAGUAAGUAUAUAAGUAUAUAGUAAUAUCUCGUUUCUGUUCACGUAUUAGGAUUAUUCGAAAAUAUCUGCAUGAUUUCUAAUAAAACAUCAAUUUUAUCUUUAUUUGGAUGAAGAAAGUAUUAGUUUCUUUACACAUUUGAAGAUUUCAAAUUGAGCUUCACAAAUACGAACGGCUAGAUGUAAAGAAUUGCAUGACGCUUUCAUAGAUUUUGAACCUUGCUAAAAUACACUAGUUGAUUUUAGUGCUAUAAUCAGUAUUGGUAACUAUUUUGUGAAACAGAAAUUUCAACAUAAAAUUUUCAACUUAUUUCCAAUCUUCUAGUAUAUAUUUCAAUAGAACGUAGCGAUAUAAUUCAACUGUUUUACUAGAAUCUCAUUUUAUUCUUUGGGAUCCUCCAAAAAAUUCAAACAAGGUACAUCGAGAUUCUAAAAAUGGAAAUUUUCAAGUGAUGAAUUCAUGAGAAUUAUUAUUAUUGAAAAUAUUAUUUGUAACACAACACGCAACAAAUAAUUUACCUUAAAAAUGUUUUGAUUCUUUUUGCCAGUAUGACUUAUGCACAUUCUAACAAAUAUAUAUAAUAAACAAUCCAAAAAUAUUAUUGUAUUAAAGACCCAAAUAACUUCUUUUAGCUGAAUAAUCCAUUAUAUACUAAAUAGUCUUAAAUAUUUCAGCUGUAUUUCAAUCACAAAGUUUAGUUUUUUACUUAAGUUGUUGCUUCAAAACCGUAUCAGUAAACAUCUUGUUUUAAAUGAUCCCAAAGAAUUUUUGCUGGAACCAUAGAUUUAUAUGUGAACAGUAGAUUAACUAUAUUAGUACUUCUCGACAAUAAUUUCAAUAAACUCCAUCUGUUAGAUAUUGUAUUCAGGUAAUAAGUUGUUUAUACACGGCUAUGGAAACUGUUUUUGCAUUUUUUGUAUCAAGAAAUGCAAACACAAGCAAAAGGCAUAUUUUUUUUCGUUAUCAAGUGGAGUGGGAAUCUAAUGGAACAGUAAAGUUCAUCAUUAUGUUCUAUUGACAUGUACAUUGGCUCAUUGGAAUUGAGCUAGUUAGAGAUAUUACAUUGAUAUUCUUAUCCCCAAUUUUUUCCCUAAUAUGUUAUAACCUAGUAAGGUGUGAUUUAUUGAAAUUAGAAAUUAACGCAAUAGAUUUACUGUAUAUACACCAGUGCUUUCUUUUCUUGUAGUUAUUAUUAGAGGAUGGGUUUGGAAAUAUAGAUUGAAUUUGUGUGAGUGUGUAGUACAACAUAUCAAUUUUUAUAGACGUUUUCAACUCAUUGAAAUGUAAUGAAAAAAUAUCUACGAAUCUGAAUUAAGAUAUUUUGAAAAUACUACUUCAGUUCCCUUAAUGAACACACUGUUUACGCUACUGCUACAGCAACACUCACAAUUUCAAUGACAGCGUUUCUCUAACGUUCUCAGAGACUGGAGAUAAACUUGUAGUGGUAGCGUAAACAGUAUGAAAAUCAUCAACAGUUUCAGAAUUUCCAACUCAGCUCCUGUAAUCUUACACCAGACAAAUACUUUUUGUGUGAAAAUUUUGACUUUGAAUUCCAUUUCUUUGGGAUGGUUCCAAUAUCAUUUUUCUAAAAAAAAACGUAUCUUUUCUAAAUGUGGCAACAUAAAAUAUUGAAUAUUCUUAUUAGAAUCACUCCGUAAUUUUCAAAAAAGCUUCCAUUUAGAAGCUCUGCAUUUGGAUAACCCUUAAUUUUUUGUUUUGUCUUGUUGGAGACCCACAAACCUGAAAUCUGUCAGUAAUGUCUUGCUAAUAAUUGUCGCUAAGUUUUGAGCUCUCAAUUUCCUUAUUGGACAACCGGAAAACGAAAUUACAACACAUUGAACACUAAGUCCUCGGUAAUUAAAUUAAAAACAAGUUUUUGGAUCAAAUUUUCUUUUAUUUAUCAAUAUAGUUUCCUUUGAGUAACACAAUCAACCCGACGCUUUUCAACAUCAUUAUUAUAGAAUCAUUUUUCUUUAGCCUCAAACUAUGACUCUCUUGUUUGAUUCAUAUUUUUUUCCUUUGACUAUUUUAAAGGUCUUUUUUAAGCUAGGAUCUGGAGAAUAUAAUUGAUUAAAUUCAACUAUAGUUUUUAUCUACCGUAACACAGUGUAUUGUCUUUAAGAGACUUUUUUUAAUUAAUCCAACAAUCUACAACUUUAAUCACUGUUAAUUGUUUCUCUUUUCCCAAAAUACAGAUGCCAUAAACUUGUGAGCAGAUUAUUGCACUUUUGCCUACUUCAAAGGGUCUCACCCGGUCUAGUUUUCUCAGAUGACUGCCGCUUUGAUUCAGUGCUGAAUCCAUGGUCAAUACAAAAAAUAAUUUUCAUAUUUCCGAAACAAAACGAUGAAUUAUCAUGCAAUUCUUUGUUAGUUUUGUUCUAUUUUUCAUGUUCAAAAUUUCAGAUAAAAUUGUGUAAACUGUAAACACUUCCAUGUAUCUCUAUAAUCUAUCACUUUCAAUGUAACUUUGUAGUUUUUUAUUAAGAAUUUUUUUUGUUACUUGCAAAAAAAUUCUAGCAGUAUGCUAGAAGGAAAUGAGCUCAAAAUUUGACAGGUUUAUUUGAAAGAUUGUACUUCGAGGGAAAAAUAUAAAAAUGUGAUUUGUGAGAUUUCUAUUCACCAGAUAGAGGAAAUAUUAGUAGUUAGAAUUUCUGGAACUUAACACACUGUUUACUUUCGCCUUAGCAUCUGCAGAUGGUAACCUUGAUCUAAACUAAUUUAUUUUCAAAACUUCAGUCUUAAUAUUAUGUUAGGUUAGGGAAGUUAAAAUUUGAUAUGGGGAGAUGAAAUUGAAUGAAUAAAAUUAUUUAUGGAGAAUAUUUAAAACACAUAAUGUGUGAUUGAAGGUGUGUAUUACAUUUAGUGCCAGAGUAGUAAAAAAAUUCGUAAUAUGAACCAAACUUUUAUCAACUUCUGAAUAUGGAAUCAAAAUGCUUUGAUGCCAUAUGUGAAAGAGAUAUUAUUGGUGUUUUUCCCUGUUGAAAACUGCUAUAAAUACAAGAUUUAAUUGCAUAAUUACAAAACUAAAAUAUUGUUAAAAUCAUAAUUGAAAAUGUGUUUCUAUCUUCUAGAGCCAGCAAUCCAAGGACUCAGAAUAACCCUUUGACGAUUGUGGGAUGAGGGAUGUGUUCAUAGCAAAGUGAUCCUUAUACAAUUAUUUAUAAGACAACAAACUGAAUGCUUGCAUUUGAAAGGCUGUGAUUUAUACUUUUUAAGGGACCAACUAAGUUAUUUAUUUUUUUAUUAACUUACCUACCUGUUACUGAUUAGUGCAACAAGUAUAUUUGUGCCAUUUUUGUUUUCUAUUAAUUUUAUCUAUCGAGUUACAUUUCAUAGAGUAUUUAUUAAAAUAGUAUUUUACCAAUA
Diorhabda carinulata is the source of this 9652-nucleotide messenger RNA. Its product is annotated as phospholipid-transporting ATPase VD. Gene Ontology annotation, biological process: phospholipid translocation. Gene Ontology annotation, cellular component: plasma membrane. The record is from RefSeq and is a predicted model, not a curated record. The transcript is spliced from 17 exons. Lineage: Eukaryota; Metazoa; Arthropoda; Insecta; Coleoptera; Chrysomelidae. The coding region runs from base 281 to 4591 and encodes 1436 amino acids. Gene Ontology annotation, molecular function: ATP hydrolysis activity; magnesium ion binding; ATP binding.